UUAAAAAUGUCAAUGUCAAAUUGGCAAAAUCAAAAUAUCCAAAUAAAUCAUUGCAUUAUUUCGCAUUUAUAAUUUAAUUUUUUUUAUAAUAAUUCGAGAAAAAUAAAGAUGCGUAAGGUACACGGUAAUGAUUCUUUUCAGCGUAUAAAUUAUUUAUAUCAGAUAAGUAAAUGUAUGGCAGGUAAAAAUGCAGGAUUGUCUUCAUACUAUGGAAACCUCAUAAUUAAUGUUGCUAAGAAAAAUGUACUAAAAAUACAUCCAGAUAUAAAAAGACUUGUUUGUAAAAAGUGUCGCUGCACAUUUGUCGAUGGGGUUUCAGCUAAAAUGCAAUUGAAAACAAACAAUAAAAGAAAGUUGAUGCAAUGGAGGUGUAACACAUGUGGGACAAUAAAGAGUUUUCUUUUGGACAAAGACAAGGAGCAGCUGUGGCUGGAGCGGCCAGAGGCAGUUGUUGAAGUUAUUGCUUAGGCUGCAAACGAUGCCCAGGAUGUGGUGGCCUAAUGGACUUGCUGAAUACACAUGGACCUAUAUUGUUACAUAAAACGUCUAUGAACUAAUGAACUUUAUUGCUGUUUUAUAAUUCACCAAUUAAGUAAAUAAAUAAAACAGUACAAUUUUU
Messenger RNA from Papilio polytes (common Mormon), 619 nucleotides. It is a transcript of the gene Rpp21, whose product is annotated as ribonuclease P protein subunit rpr2. The record is from RefSeq and is a predicted model, not a curated record. Bases 109 to 468 code for a protein of 119 amino acids. Gene Ontology annotation, biological process: tRNA processing. Gene Ontology annotation, cellular component: nucleolar ribonuclease P complex. The transcript is spliced from 3 exons. Lineage: Eukaryota; Metazoa; Arthropoda; Insecta; Lepidoptera; Papilionidae.